UAUGUGAAAUUCGAGUGUUUGCAAAAGUCCAUCGCGGGACGCAAUCGCAGAGAGAAAGAGAGCUAGAAAUUCAGGGCUCCUGCUCCUGCACCUCUCCUGUCCCAAAGUCGGAAUUCGCUCCCUCCUCUCUUCCAGAAAUGCUCCGAAAAUCCAGCCACCAUCGCUGACAAAAUCGCGCGAACCAAACCGAACCACCCGCAGUCCGCGUGCCCUCCUCCACAGGACCACCGGUCCACCGCCGCCUCUCCUCGGCUCCUCCUCUCUGCUGCUGCGGCGGCCGUACCGUCGGUCGCCUGGACUGGACGGGUGCGGCAGCCACGUCUUCGUCUUCAUCGUGACCCACGGAGAGGAGAGAGGGAGAGGCCUGGUGGCUGGCGACAGGGAAGAAGACGUCUCACCUCGCCUCGCCUCGCCUCGUCGUCUUCUGCGGCGUCUGUUCUUCAAGCUCUCCCCCGUCACCCACCAGCAGCCCGCUGCCCGCCCCCCGAGGAGGACGCAGCGAUUGCCAUGAGAAGAUAACUUUGGUAGUGCCAAACAUCAGCCUCGGAAUUUCAGCAUGGGUUCGGGGAAUUUGGUAAUGAAGAAGGCGAUAAGGCCCAGCUCCUUUGAUCUGGACAUAAAAAUUGAUCAAAGUUGGAUGGAGGAUGUUGCUUGCCCAAUCUGUCUCGAUUUCCCCCACAAUGCAGUACUGCUUAGGUGCACCUCAUAUGAGAAGGGCUGCAGACCUUUCAUAUGUGACACUGACCAGACUCGCUCAAACUGUCUCGAGAGGUUCAAAGGCGCUCAUGGACUGCCAGCCAAUUUGAAAGUCUCAUCUCGUACUGUGGCUCCCCUUAAUAGCAUUCAUAUCAUUUCAUCAAAUGCGAAUAACCGCCCAGCUUGUCCGUUGUGUAGAGGUGAUGUGAUUGGGUGGUUUGUUAUUGAUGAGGCUCGCUUGCACCUUAACCAGAAGAGAAGAUGCUGUGAAGAGAGUCGCUGCUCGUAUGUUGGCAACUUCCAUGAGCUUCAGAAUCACACCCAACAAAAGCAUCCAAACUCACGCCCUUCUGAAAUUGAUCCUGCUCGCCGGGUCGAUUGGGAGAACUUGCAGCAGUCUUCUGACAUAAUAGAUGUCCUGAGCACAAUACAUGCACAAGUUCCAAACAGUGUAGUUCUUGGAGAUUAUGUCAUCGAGUAUGGGGAUGAUGAAGCGGGAGAUGACUAUGAAGUUUACCACAGGGUUAGAGCAAACUGGUGGACAUCCUGUAUUUUUUGCAAAGCAUUCUGUAGAUCUUCAGGAGGAGGUCGAAGAAGGACAAGAUCAAGGGAAAGGAGAAGUAGUGGAACAAGGAGCAGCAACAGAUCUAGUCAAGAAAGCUUUACUCUUGAAGUGCCCACAAGAUCUGUUGACAUGAGAGAAAUCAGAUUUGAUGAAAUUGAUGAUGAAUAUAUAGUUACAGGGGCCAUGGCUAGGGCUGCUGUGUCAAGGAGAAUGGCUGCUCAUUACAGGGAUCCCAGAUUUGGACGCCGCAUUCCUAGGAUCAUCAACUAAGGAAAGCUGUGCUGAUGUCAGAUGCAACAAAAAUCAGAACCGUUCUACCUCUGUUCAUUUCUAUUUCCUUUUCUUUUUUUGCCUUGAAAAUGAAAAGGAAGAAAUCACUUUACCCUGUGGGUGGUACUGGGGCAGCCCAAACUUGAUGUACAGAUAAGAUAGCAGUAAACUUUUUCUUACUGUUGAUUCGCUGCAGGUUUCACCAUUUUAGGUUCUUUGGUGUAAAUAUUUAGUUUCCUACUACCUUGUAGCAAUGCUGAAGAUCAGUUUCCUGUCUUGGAAAUCCUUGUAUCUCAAAUUGCUUCUCUGAAAUACAGCCAACUUUUAUAGCAAACGCCCGUAAGACGUUUCCAUGCUUGA
Messenger RNA from Sorghum bicolor (sorghum), 1891 nucleotides. RefSeq lists its product as uncharacterized. The transcript has 3 exons. The coding region runs from base 557 to 1531 and encodes 324 amino acids. NCBI's taxonomy places the organism in Eukaryota, Viridiplantae, Streptophyta, Magnoliopsida, Poales, Poaceae. The record is from RefSeq and is a predicted model, not a curated record.